GUGGCGCCUGUCAUGGCGGCCUCCAUGGCUGCGGUCGGCGUCAGGCACGGAAGGGGGCUUCGGCCGCUCUUUUGGAAGCCCUGGCGGGCCCUGCUCCGGAGCUUCCGCACGGCAGUGGCCUUUCAAGUGGAAGAGGAGAGCUGUGCUGCAGAAGUAGUGAAUGUGGUGUUCAUAGACCGCUGUGGGCAAAGGAUUCCAGUGCAAGGCAGAGCUGGGGAAGACGUGCUCCGCUUGGCCCAAAGACAUGACAUUGACUUGGAAGGUGCCUGUGAAGCUUCCCUGGCCUGCUCUACCUGUCACGUCUAUGUGAGUCAUGACAUUGUGGAUAAGCUUCCCUGUCCUGAUGAACGGGAGGAGGAUAUGUUGGACAUGGCACCACUGCUUCAAGAGAACUCACGCCUGGGCUGCCAGAUCAUCCUCACCAAAGAACUGGAAGGCGCUGAGUUCACCCUUCCCAAGAUCACCAGGAACUUUUACGUGGAUGGACACGUCCCCAAACCUCAUUGAGCUUAUCGCAAAGAAGAACCAGUCUCAAAAGUGAGGUUGACUCAAGUUUAAGACGCAGGUAUCAAAGAACAAGGUGGAGUAGUUGAAGCAACUGGGAUUAUUAUUUUCUUUCUUUCAAGAAAAAGAAAAUAGUUUGCUCCGUGAGCAAGAAGAUGCUGCCGAAGAGAGAUCCACAAGUGAAAUUUUGAUGCCUGUAUCUGUGCCUUCUUCCAAAAGCCAUCACUGGGUUAUGUGUACACCUCAUUUGUGGUAUGUGAAGGUGGCUGGGAGCUGGAUCCAUUUCUCCCCAAGAUGCUUGGGCAUCAAAUGGAAGAGGUUUCAUGGGGAGAUGAGGGAUUCCUGCACAGUAGCUGUCGUCUUCGAGGAAAAGAGAUAGCGGAUUAUAUGC
Molecule: messenger RNA, 895 nt
Organism: Anolis sagrei ordinatus
Lineage: Eukaryota; Metazoa; Chordata; Lepidosauria; Squamata; Anolidae
Gene: FDX2
Product: ferredoxin 2
Biological process (GO): P450-containing electron transport chain; positive regulation of oxidoreductase activity
Cellular component (GO): mitochondrion
Molecular function (GO): 2 iron, 2 sulfur cluster binding
Source: RefSeq, a predicted model, not a curated record